AUGAGUGCCUUCAGCUCUUGGGGACUUGCGCCCGACUUGAGCAUCAAACCGGAUCUCAGUGCACCUGGAGGUCAAAUAUAUUCAACGUUCCCAACAAACCGAGGCAGCUAUGCAACAUUAAGCAGCAGUGUUCCCUUUAACAUUUACAACACCACAGCGUUAGAUUCUGUCGCCCGGCAAGGUGGCGGGCUAAUCGAUGCAUAUCGCGCUCUGCGGAUAACUACCAAAGUAUCCCCGCAACAGUUGCAGCUCGGUGACCUGGCACAUGCCUCGCCCAACAAUGAAUACACAUUUACGAUCCAUAACAACGGUCGCAUGGCUGCCGACUAUACCAUUACCCACCGUGCAUCCGGAACAGCCCAAGGUUACAAGAAUAAGGAUCUUAUUGGUAGUCAAAUCCCAAUGAAAAAACCAGAUUUGCUUCUCGGUCAUCAAGUAGAAGCAAUCAUUGAAAGCAUAACACCUGAAAAGGUGACGGUCCCUAUUAAUGGAGCAAGCAACGUAACUGUUCGUAUUAAACCUCCAGAGAACUAUACCGUCAUGCCGCCAUCUAUCUAUUCUGGAUUUUUCGUGGUGACCAAGGACAACGAUCCGUACGAUAUUUUGCAUGUUCCAUACGCUGGUCUCACAUCCACAUUAGGCGAUCUUCCUGUGCUGUACAUUAACGAAACAAUGCCAGAGGUGCUUGUAAAUCGCGUAGUCGGACCGCUUUCACCUGCUUUAAUCAGGCUCCAGUUGAUCCAUCCCUCACCUUUAGUCCUAGUUACUGCGCUCGACGAAUUCGAUCGCCCCGUCGGCAUCAUCCCUGGCGGAUAUUGGUCUUUUGUGGGCCGACACGAUAUAGGCAAUAACAAUGAUGCGCUUAUGAUGACUUGGAAUGGUGAUAUUGCUGCUACCCCUGAGCAAGCCAUGGCUGUACAAAGCAAAUCAUCGUCCACCACAGUCGAUCUUGCAGUCAAUUAUCCAGCACUUUUCCGCGCAAUGGACCAUCAUGACAUUGAAACGGAACAGCAAGAAGAUCGUGACGGGAGCGAUGAUACGGCUAAUUUGGAGUACCAUUCUCAGUCGAUUAAGCUUCCAGGCAAGCCUUUGCCAAGAGGAGUGUACAAACUGAAAGUGAUGGUUUUGCAUGCUUUUGGUGAUUAUCAAAAUAUGGCAGACUAUGACACAUGGACUUCGCAAAGUAUAUAUGUAGCGUAGAGUAAUAAUAAGGACUCUGGCUAUCUGAUAAUAAAAUACCUCGUUG
Molecule: messenger RNA, 1246 nt
Organism: Zychaea mexicana
Lineage: Eukaryota; Fungi; Mucoromycota; Mucoromycetes; Mucorales; Lichtheimiaceae
Exons: 3
Coding region: 1-1200 (399 amino acids)
Biological process (GO): proteolysis
Cellular component (GO): membrane; cell wall
Molecular function (GO): serine-type endopeptidase activity
Source: RefSeq, a predicted model, not a curated record